Aplosporella prunicola CBS 121167 is the source of this 372-nucleotide messenger RNA. RefSeq lists its product as uncharacterized. The coding region runs from base 64 to 267 and encodes 67 amino acids. The transcript has a single exon. Lineage: Eukaryota; Fungi; Ascomycota; Dothideomycetes; Botryosphaeriales; Aplosporellaceae. The record is from RefSeq and is a predicted model, not a curated record.
CGCGGGGUCAGAAAACAUCCCAAUUGCCGACCGGACAGAAGUUCAGCACACGAAAAAAUCUCAAUGUCAUCAUUCAAUGACUGGUUCCAGCUCCAUGCCGAGGUCCAUGCCGUUGCAAAUCGGCCACGAUUAACUGCUCAACCGACCUCGCUCCGCAAAUCACCGCCGCACGCACCUCCGAACCCACCUCUUGAUUUCUGCCACCACCAUCCAUUGCCACUCACUUCGCUGGGAACGGGGGUCAUGCUCAAUCAUGGACCAGCCUGAAGUUCAUAGCCAUCGAACAAAGACUGCUCUUCCGGCUAUGUUGACCAUGGUCCGGUAACCGUCUGUGUUCGCCGCAUUUCGCCAAGACUGCGCGCGUUUACCAAG